Messenger RNA from Linepithema humile (Argentine ant), 2906 nucleotides. RefSeq lists its product as uncharacterized. NCBI's taxonomy places the organism in Eukaryota, Metazoa, Arthropoda, Insecta, Hymenoptera, Formicidae. The record is from RefSeq and is a predicted model, not a curated record.
UGCAGUGGCCAUUUGUAUACGUUCGUCAGCCAUUAUCAACAUUACGUUUAUUCACUGCUAUUUUCGUCCAAGGUAGUCUAGCAUUAUAAUUAUGAAGAUAAUCAUCAAAACAAUAUUCUUACACCGUAAUAAGAAAAUCAACCGAACGAUAACGUGGUCCAAAUCCUAAAAGCUGCAGUGCUCUUACUAAUUGUAUUAUACAACUGUACAAAUAAUAACUACGCAUGUAUCGGGAUUAAUGCAGGAUUAAUAUGGAUAACAAAGCAUCAACUUUUGGCAUGUCAUUUUGUACAUCUAUAUAUUAUUAACAUAAAGACAAGUUUUUGCUAUAUAUUGAGUUUUACAAAGUCAUACAAGGAUGGGUACUUCAGGACAACCGGAUAGGUCUCUCGGUAGUGGAAUUUCAUUGCCACAAUGGAUGAAAGGAAAAAUAGAUAACAGAUUUGACUUUGACGAAGCCGCAUUUAGCCCACCAUCUUAUGAUGAUAGUUUCUUUUAUAUAAGGUAUCCAAAAUCACAAAAUUCCGAAGCACCACAACAGGGAUUGAAACGUAUUGUAACUGAGGUUUUGAAUGAAAACAAUAACACAGGUGCUUCAAAUCAGAUAACAAGUGACAAAUCCAUUUCCAAUUUGAAAGAGGUCAAGGAGAUUGAUUUUAGCAAGCACCCUUUGCCAUGCCAACCGUUUAUUCCUAUCAUAAACAGUAAAGCUGGCAGUGUUAUAUCUCAAAAGACCUCGACAAGUGGAAAUGUAAAACCUAAAUCACAGGGAACAGACGACGGUUUUCACGGUGAACCGGCUCUUUGCGGCAAAUCGAUUGUUCAUGUUGCCAAUCAAAUGAUGUCUGGUAAAUUCACCAAAAUAUUUACGUCGGAUUCACACUCUCAGCAAAGCUCUCAAGAAAGCUCGCUGAAAAAUGUUAGCAAGUCGUUACCGGCAACUCCGUUGACGUCGCCUACAGGAACUCCAGAUAGUUCACCGAAAGCGCGUAGGAAGAUUCUUGCUAACAGAUACUUUACAGGUGCAUUCGUACCAGACAAGGAGAAAUAUCAAGGUAAUUGGAUUUUGUCCAGCAUAUUAGGUCAAUCACGGGAAGUUAUUACAGCAAAGAUAGAGGAGGAAGACGAGCCUUUGGAACCACGCAAACCGCUUAAUCGAAAAAAAUCGAUAUCUUCGCAAAAUCUUACAUAUAUCGGAAAGGAAGAAAAAUCGGCAAAUAAGUCGUCUAUUUACGUAAAUGUACUCGAGGCUAAACCGUCUGAAUUAAGAGAGAUGAAUUUUUGGUCACCAACUUCUAUGUAAAGCUAUAUUCAAUUUAAUUUUAACCAUGUAGCUGCUAAUUAUGCUUCCACCAAACUAUACUUAGAUUAUUUAGAUGAAUUUAGUUUUUAAUUCUACAUUAUUAACGUGUAACUUUAAUUGAACUCAUCAUAGAAUUAAUUCGGACAUUUCGUGGAAAUAAUCACGAGUUUUACAUGUGAAUUCUUAAAAAUUUAUAAAAUAUAUAUUCGUAUAAACUUUUGGGGUCAAAACAGCCUGUGCAUUCAAGCAGUUAAAACGGGGCUAUGUCUCGUACGAUUAACGAUAGAGAAGGUGGCAGAGAAGAAAGCUGAAGGACUCAAUAAUGUCUAUUUUCUUAAAAUAAUGUAUUCCACAUAUUUGCGUCUGCAAAGUGCGCAUAUUGCGCUGUAUGAUGAAGCAUAUGACUUUUUAUAUAAUCAAAUUCAAAGCUCUGCACACCAUUAGCUCAAUUCAAGGAAAGCUGCUUCCACGUCAUGAACUAUAUUCUGUCUUUUUCUUACUAGUUUUAUUCUAAUUAUCUUGCAAAAGUAUUAAAAUAAUGCCAUUGAUGAAUAAAUAAUUUUAUACGACACAUUCCAUAUUUUCUAACAUAUACAGAAAAAAAAUAUCUUAUAAAUUAUUAAUUUUCCAGUUUUUAAUUAUUAAUGAGAUUAUAUCUUUAUAUGCGGAAUACUCUCUGAAAUCAAUGGAUUGAUUUAAAAAAAUAAUUGCAUAAAAAAAUGCAGUCGCACUUUGCAGAUGCAACAUUGCAUGUAUAGAGAAAGUAACUUGAUCGGAAAAUAGACAUUUUAAAACUUUCUAUUUUUUUUUAACAUCAGCACUAAGAAGUAUGACAUUGAAUUAAUCGAUUCUACUCGUAUGAUGAAAUUAUUAUCGAUAUUUCCACUAAAACAAAUUUUUGAAGUAUAUACACGCUACGGUUUGUUAACUUUGUUGUGUUAAUUACUUAAGAUUAAGAAUAUUGAUAUUUCGAAUUAAAAAUACUCGUCCAUUCUCUGUGCACUGCAUCCAGAUUGCGGCACAACCGAAGUGUGUUGAAUAUGCCAAAUUUUGUCAAUUUAAAUGGCACAUUUUAUCAACGUAGAACAUCUUGUAAACUGCGAUGUGCAGUAAAUUGAAACACAGUACGAUAAAAUAUAUAUAAUACACUAGGCUUCAUUAAUACCAUUAUUCAGUUAUGCAUUUUCAAGUUGGAUUCAGCAUGGCUAGAUAUUUAGUCGAGUCGGUUAAAAACCUUGAAUUUAUAUUUUCAUGGAUUAUUUUAAUUUUUGUAAUCUAUUAUAUUUAUUGUUUAACUUUAUGUUUAAUCUUUUACAUCUCCCAAACAUUUAAAGAUGUCAUUGUAACAGAUACAAAUUUUGAGACGUAUAUAAUGUACAAAUAUUAAACUUUGAUGUGACUUGAAAAUAGCUGAACUGAAAAUGCAAGAUAUUAAUGAUGCCUGGUCUACAACUCUAUCAUAGAUUUCACUACGUUCAAUAUACCUUCAAGAAUUUUCACUGUUAGUUAAAUCGAGAUUGUUAUUAAACACACAAGAAAAUUAUGUACAAAUAGGUAUAGCCAAUACUGACUUAUGCCAAUAAAAGCAUAAAAGAAUAUUUGA